Ornithorhynchus anatinus (platypus) is the source of this 1473-nucleotide messenger RNA. RefSeq names its product high mobility group 20A (gene HMG20A). The record is from RefSeq and is a predicted model, not a curated record. NCBI's taxonomy places the organism in Eukaryota, Metazoa, Chordata, Mammalia, Monotremata, Ornithorhynchidae. The coding region runs from base 217 to 1257 and encodes 346 amino acids. Gene Ontology annotation, biological process: regulation of gene expression. Gene Ontology annotation, cellular component: nucleus. The transcript is spliced from 10 exons.
CGUUUCCCGUCGUCUGGAUUUGGGAGCCCGCGGGAGAAGGCUCGUCUUGGGGCGACGCGAGAGAGAGGAGGGGAGAGGAGAAGGGAGGGAAGGCGGAAGGAUCCGUGCGUGCGGGUGGCAGGCGGCGGCGUGAGGAGGGAGAAGGCGCCCGAGAGGGGCUGAGGCGGUGCCUGCGGGUCGGGGGGCUCCCCCCUCGGCCCGUCCUUUGGCAGAGAGAUGGAAAAUCUGAUGGCUAGUUCAACCCUCCCCCCACUGUUUGCAGACGAUGAUGGCUCCAAAGAGAGCAGCGAUAUGGCCACGACUGGGCUCUCCCACCCAGAGGCUCCAUACAGUGGAGGAGCCUCCCAGUCCUCGAACAAUCCGGACUUUGUGGAGGACCUAACGCAGGUCCCAUUACUCCAAAACGAGUCUUCAAAUACAGCAGAGAGUAGCGAACAGAGGCAUGAGGAGGAGCAAAGAAAUAAACGGGGAGGUUGGUCCAAAGGAAGAAAGCGGAAGAAGCCUCUCCGAGACAGCAACGCUCCCAAAUCUCCCCUCACGGGGUACGUGCGGUUCAUGAAUGAGAGACGGGAGCAGCUUCGAGCCAAGAGACCCGAAGUCCCGUUUCCAGAAAUCACCCGGAUGCUGGGCAAUGAAUGGAGCAAACUGCCCCCUGAGGAGAAACAGCGCUACCUCGACGAGGCUGACCGAGAUAAGGAGCGUUACAUGAAAGAGCUGGAGCAGUAUCAGAAGACCGAAGCCUACAAAGUCUUCAGCAGAAAAGCCCAGGACAGACAGAAAGGCAAACCCCACCGGCAAGGAACCCGACAGGCUGCUCACGAGCAUGAGAAGGAAGUGGAGGUGAAGGAGAGAUCUGUUUUUGAUAUCCCAAUCUUCACAGAGGAGUUCCUGAACCACAGUAAAGCUCGGGAGGCGGAGCUGCGUCAAUUGCGCAAGUCCAACAUGGAGUUUGAGGAGAGGAACGCCGCCCUGCAGAAGCACGUGGAGAGCAUGCGCACGGCGGUGGAGAAGCUGGAGGUGGAUGUGAUACAGGAGCGGAGCCGGAAUACCGUGCUGCAGCAGCACCUGGAAACCUUGCGGCAGGCCCUCGCCAGCAGUUUCGCCGGCGUGCCCUUACCGGGCAGUGGAGAGACACCCACAGUGGACACCAUUGACUCGUACAUGAACAGAUUGCACAAUAUCAUUCUAGCUAAUCCCCAGGACAACGAGAACCUCAUAGCCACAGUCCGAGAGGUGGUGAACCGGCUUGAUCGCUAGUGACUGGCCCUGCAGCUCCAAGGUGCUCUACAAGGAACUCUGCCAGUGAGGAAGGAGAAGCCAUGAUGGAAAUAGACUGGGUGGGGCGGGAGGGGCAUCCGGCCCCACUGAGGGAUGCAUGUGGGUCGUUCCCAGGGAGUGAACUGUCGGCGCAAUAAACUCCGCACCCCUGGAAGCCGUGGAAGGGACAUCGGGGGUGUCCGAACGUACGGCGAA